This is a messenger RNA of Haemonchus placei, 1074 nucleotides long. NCBI's taxonomy places the organism in Eukaryota, Metazoa, Nematoda, Chromadorea, Rhabditida, Trichostrongylidae. The record is from the annotation of a GenBank genome assembly.
AUGAUGCGUCAUCUAAGCUGGUCACGUUUGAUGGGUACUGUAUUGUAUUAUAGUAUUUUGGGCACUUUUAUUUUCACGGGUAUUCUUCUUGGAACGACUAUUCUGAUUGUAAUUGAUAUUGUGGACGAAAUUGGCGAAUUUCGUACAGAAGUUAAACAGGAUAUCGAUCAGUUCAAGAUGGUAAUUUCGGUUCAAAUGAUAUUACUACUCCAUGGCAGAAUUCCCCGCGUAACGUCAGCGUUUCAGACCUAUGCAGAUGACGCAUGGGAGGUGAUGAUGACCGCACGAGAGAAUCCACCAUCCAAGCGGUAUAACAGAUUUUACGACUCUAUUAUUCGCGGCAAAAGAGGUGGAACAUAUACAUCACAACAUCUCGAAGAUAUGGAAGCAACUGCUGAAAGUGAUUGUCAAUGCGCAGCCAAGGCAUUAUCAUGCCCUCGAGGACCACCUGGACCUCCGGGACAUGCGGGUAUCCCGGGUGAAGACGGUAUUCCGGGAAUUCCAGGUCACCCAGGUGGUCCAGGCGUGUCCGCAUAUUCGUCACUGUUGUCCAACUGCAUUCAAUGCCCCGCUGGACCUCCUGGUCCCCGGGGACCAGAUGGAGAACCUGGUCCAGAAGGAAUUCCUGGACUCCCCGGGAUGGAUGGACGUGAAAGCCUGGAAGGUCCAGUAGGACCUCCCGGACGCCCAGGACCUCGUGGUCCCGAUGGAAAUCGUGGUAGCCCAGGACGAGACGGACAACCAGGAGAACCAGGAACUCGAACAACCAAUUAUCCAGGACCAGAAGGUCCUCCAGGUCCACAAGGGCCACCAGGUCCAGAUGGUCAAGAUGGCAACAAUUAUGGUAAUGGAGCGCCAGGACCAGCAGGACCUCCAGGUAGACCUGGUAAUCCAGGUCGCUCUGGGCUACCAGGUGUGCCGGGUCAGCCCGGUUCAACUGGAACGCAUGGAUCAGACUCUCACUACUGUCCGUGCCCACCAAAAAGUAGAGGCCACUUCUGGACAGAGGAUGAUGAGCCUGAAAGUGUUGCCAAAAGAAGAAGAGGUCGGGUUCAGAAGAGGCAGAAGUCAUAA